AUGUCCUUCCGUGGCCGAGGGCGCGGCCGCGGCGGCGGUUCAAAGGGCAACACGCGCUUCACGGGCAAGCGUGCUGCAUUCCGUCCAGGCGGCGGCGGUAACCGACCAGCACCAAACCGCGACGACGACGGCACAGCACUGCAGGAGCGCUUUGAAGAGACCAAGGUCGCCGACGAGAUUGACGACAAGCUCGGUUUCUGGCGCUUUGAGAGUAACCUUGCGAACGGUGACUCGCGCGACGGAUGGCUGGUCAACAUGCACCAGGCGCUGGUACAGUCCGAUAUCCAUGCUAGCGGACUGGCAGCGGUCGACUACUACUUUAUCCAGGAUGACGGCGGCAUGUUCAAGGCGACGAUCCCGUACCAGCCGUACUUCUACGUUACCUGUCGAGGAGGCACAGAGACAAUUGUGGAAGAGUGGUUGAUUAAGAGGUUUGAGGGAGUUGUCGUGCGAGUGCAACGAGAGAAGAAGUGGGACCUCAGUGUCCCCAACCACCUGCUUUCAGCACCACCAGUCUUUCUCAAGAUCUUCUUCCACAACACGCAGGACUUUCAGAACGUCAAGAGGGAACUCCUCCCCCUGGCAGUAGCCAACUCGGCCAAGUUUACUGCUGUCGAUGCGUAUGCCGACGUCGUUGGUGCCGAGAACGCAACAAACGCGGCCAACGGCGAUGGCCAGGAGCGCGCCUGGGGAGAGGACGAAGAUACCCAGAAGCGCAAGUCUGAGCGGGAGCCGGCAGACUGCAUCAUCGACAUUCGCGAGCACGACAUUGCAUACUACUUGCGAGUCGCCAUUGACCUCGACCUUCGUGUCGGUCUGUGGUACAAUGUCAGCUCGACCAUGGGCACCAUCAAGAUGGAGCGCCUCACAGACCGUGUCAAGCGUGCCGAGCCAGUCGUCAUGGCCUACGAUAUCGAGACAACAAAGCAGCCCCUCAAGUUCCCCGACCAGCAGACCGACCAGAUCAUGAUGAUCUCGUACAUGAUCGAUGGCCAAGGUUAUCUCAUCACCAACCGCGAGAUUGUCGGCGAGGACAUUGAAGACUUUGAGUACACACCAAAGCCCGAGUACGAGGGCGAGUUUACAAUCUUCAACGAGCCAGACGAGGCGGCAUUGAUACGACGCUGGUUUGAGCAUAUCCAGGAUUCCAAGCCAACUGUCAUGGCCACCUACAAUGGUGACAGCUUCGACUUUCCGUUCGUCGACGCCCGUGCCAAGAUCCACGGCAUCAGCAUGUACAACGAGAUUGGAUUCCGACCAGACAACGAGGGAGAGUACAAGUGCCGCGCGUGUAUGCACAUGGACUGCUUCAGAUGGGUGAAGCGUGACUCGUAUUUGCCACAGGGCUCUCAAGGUCUCAAGGCCGUCACAAAGUACAAGCUCGGCUACAACCCCAUCGACCUCGACCCCGAGCUCAUGACGCCGUAUGCCAUUGAGCAGCCCCAGAAGCUUGCAUCGUACUCGGUUUCCGACGCCGUCGCCACCUACUAUCUCUACAUGAAAUACGUCAACCCCUUCAUCUUCUCGCUCUGCAACAUUAUCCCUCUCAACCCGGAUGAAGUCUUGCGAAAGGGCUCUGGAACGCUGUGCGAGACCCUGCUAAUGGUCGAGGCCUAUCAGGCGCACAUUAUCAUGCCCAACCGUCACGAGGACCCACAUGGUGUCACGUACGAGGGACACUUGCUUGCCUCGGAGACCUACGUUGGUGGUCACGUCGAGGCCCUCGAGGCUGGUGUCUUCCGUUCUGACAUUCCGACCCACUUCAAGGUCGCCCCGUCGGCCAUGCAGGAGCUCCUGGACGACCUGCACAACGCUCUAAAGUUCUCCUUGGUCGAAGAAGGCAACGUCAAGUUGGAAGACGUCGAAAACUAUGACGAGGUCUACGACGAGAUUGCCAAGGCUCUCAUCCUCAUGCGCGACGAGCCCAACCGCGUCGACCCUCCUCUCAUCUAUCACUUGGAUGUGGCUGCCAUGUACCCUAACAUCAUGUUGUCAAAUCGUCUUCAACCCGAUUCAGUAAAGGACGAGGCGGCGUGCGCAGUCUGCGACUACAACCGACCCGACAAGGUGUGCGACCGUCGUCUCGAGUGGGCCUGGCGUGGCGAAUACUUCCCGGCCAAGCGUGACGAGGUCAACAUGGUUCGCUACGCUCUCGACCAGGAGCUCUUCCCGCCCAAGUAUCCCAACGACCCCAAGCGCCGUUUCACCGACCUGCCACAGGCUGAGCAGUCGGCCCUCAUCCACAAGCGUCUCGGCGACUACUCGCGCAAGGUUUACAAGAAGACUCACGAGACAAAGGUCGUGACCAAGACGGCCAUCAUCUGCCAGCGCGAAAAUUCCUUCUACAUCGACACUGUGCGCGCCUUCCGUGACCGUCGUUACGAGUACAAGGGUCUGCACAAGACAUGGAAGAAGAACCUCGACAAGGCGUUUGACGAAGGAGGCGCUCUCCCCCGCGGUCGACGAGGCCAAGAAGAUGAUUGUGCUAUGGCCCGCCAGCUGGUGGAGCAGAUUGGCCGUCCUCUCGAACUCGACACGGACGGUAUUUGGUGCAUGCUUCCCGGUGUGUUCCCGGAAAACUUCACCUUCAAGCUCAAGGGCGGCAAAAAGUUUGGUAUCUCGUACCCAUGCUCCAUGCUCAACCACCUCGUGCACGAAAAGUUCACCAACCACCAGUACCACGAGCUGGUCGACCCAGAGGCGGGCGUCUACAACGUUCGCAAGGAAAACUCCAUCUUCUUCGAACUCGACGGUCCUUACAAGGCCAUGAUUCUUCCCUCGUCCAAGGAGGAGGACAAGCUCCUCAAGAAGCGCUAUGCCGUAUUCAACUUUGACGGUUCCCUUGCGGAACUGAAGGGUUUCGAGGUCAAGCGUCGAGGAGAACUGCAGCUUAUCAAGAUCUUCCAGUCUCAGAUCUUUGACAAGUUCCUGCUGGGUUCUACUACCGAAGAGUGCUAUGCUGCUGUUGCCGAGGUGGCCGACCAGUGGCUCGACAUUCUGCAGAGCAAGGGCUCGAGUCUGGACGACAAUGAGCUGGUCGAGCUUAUCGCCGAGAACCGCUCCAUGUCCAAGACCCUUGCCGAGUACGGCAGUCAAAAGUCGACUUCGAUCAGCACGGCCCGUCGUCUCGCAGAGUUCCUGGGUGAGCAGAUGGUCAAGGACAAGGGUCUCUCUUGUCGCUUUAUCAUCUCGGAGCGGCCACACGGUGCUCCCGUCACUGAGCGCGCCAUCCCGGUCGCCAUCUUUGACGCCGACCCGACAGUCAAGCGCCACUUCCUUCGCAAGUGGGUCAAGGACGCCAGUCUCAUCGACUUUGACAUUCGUACCAUCCUCGACUGGAGCUACUAUACCGAGCGCCUCGGCUCGGUUAUUCAGAAGCUCAUCACCAUCCCUGCGGCUCUGCAAAAGGUUGCCAACCCAGUCCCUCGUAUCCGCCACCCGGACUGGCUGUUCCGCCGUGUCGCCACUCGCGAGGACAAGUUCCAGCAGCACACCCUCACCGACAUGUUUGCCAAGAUGCGCACCAAGGCCGCAGACAUGGAGGACUUUGGCACCAACAAGACGGCCAACAAGCCCAGGAUGGCGGUUGUCAACAGGCGUAAAAAGGCCAAGAGCCCCGAGAUUGAGGAAAUCGCACCAGACCCAGAGGUCGACUACCCUGGUUACAUUCGUGUCAUGCGUAAAGUCUGGCGCAAGAACCGUCUCGAGAAGCAGCGUCUUCGCAAACAGGGUAUCCGCCAGGACUUUUCGAUCUCGUCCAUGAUCCGGACACAGACUGCCAACCUCGCUGCACGCCAGUGGGACAUUAUCCAGAUUGCAGCCACUACUCGCCCCGGCGAGUUCCUCCUCUGGCUCGCGAUCGACACCACUUUCCAAAGCGUUCGUCUCCGUGUUCCUCGCGAGUUUUACCUCAAUUUCAAGUCGAUGCCAGGUGACGACACGUUCUCCAGCCGCUACGACGUCGCGUCCGUUACGCGUGUUCUCCCUCGUGGCCAGGCCACGCGUCACCUGUAUCGCGUUCAGGUCGAGGAGGGCCUGUUCGUCGACGGCGAGUCACACUUCUCGAGUCUGAUCAACAAUCCCAACAUUGACGGCGCGUUCGAGUUGCAAGUGCCACUCAUGGUGCGCGCUCUCCUCGCCCUCGGUACCGCUUGCGGUCUCAAGUCAACCUCGCUCAGUGGCCUGAACCGCGGUCUCGACAAGGGUUUCGACCUUGCUGAACUGGAACGUCCGGGCGCCAGUGUCCUCCGCCAUCGUUACCUCAACGACGGCAAGAACCUCAAGUACCACUUCCUGUUCCACGCCACCGUCAACUCGCGCCACCUCAUCGGUCUCUUUUCACCUACAGGUCCAGCCAAGGUUUACGUUGUCGACGGCGCUCGUAACCGCCAGCAGCUUCCUAACCCAGCACGCUGGUACGCCGAGCGCGUCGCCAAGGCUGCCCCCGGUAUCUUCACCUACCCCGAGGAGCUCGAGUGCGCCACAAGCUACUACCCUACCGAGGCGGGGGCGAUGCGUCAGCUCAUCAAGGACCUGCAGGCGAUUCGCACAGGCAUGAAUGUCAUCGCCCUGUGCUCGCCCUUCGAACACGCGCACUACCAGGCCCGCCACGCCGUCUUCUCCGAAUUCCCCUUUGUGACCAUUCGCACGAUCAAGGACGAGGAGCCUUCGCUCAUGUGGCUCGUCACCAUGGCGCGCCGAAUGGUGGUGCAGUAUCUUCGUCUCUCGGCUUGGAUCGCCGGACAAAUUGAGAUUGCCGCGCACUACGACGUGCCUAUGGGAAACCUCGGCCCUGACCCUCCCACUUUCCUUGCCGAUCUCGAGUUUGCCCGCCGUCUCAAGGACCAAGACAUGGUCCUGUGGUGGUCGCAGUCGCCCCGUCCCGAUCUCGGAGGAGCAGAAGAGGACGCCAACGGCAGCGACGAGCCUGUCGCGCCACAGAUUUCGACUCGUGGCUGCUACUCGUCGGUUGUGCUCGAGAUGGAGCUCGCGGACAUGGCGAUCAACGCUGUCCUCCAGUCGGCCUUGGUCAACGAGAUGGAAGGCAGUGGCACAGGUGCCCACGCCUUUGGCACGGCUUCCCACAACCUCGACGAGUAUGCGCAGGGUACGGCCAACGCGAGCGUCAUGCUCGGCGACGCUGUUCUCUCCAUCCAGACCUUUACCGUUCUCAAGAGCAUGGUGCGCAGCUGGUUCCUUGACAAGUCGCGUGCCCACGUUCGCGGCAUUGAGGGGGGUCCCGCCGACCUUGUCAUUGACCAGUUCUGGCGCUGGAUCAGCUCCAACUCGAGCUGCAUGUUUGAGCCGGCCCUGUAUCGCUUCCUCCACGGUCUCAUGCGCAAGACUCUCCUGCAGCUGCUUGCAGAGUUUAAGCGUCUUGGAACGCAGGUUGUGUACGCAGACCUCAACCGCGUCUUCCUACUCACGUCCAAGCCAGACGCUGGCAGCGCGUUUGCCUUUGCAAAGUAUCUCGUCACUGCUGCAAACUCGCACGACCUGUUCCGCCACAUCGUCAUCGACGUCACCUUGUUCUGGAACUACCUCGCCUGGAUGGACGUGGCCAACUUUGGCGGUGUCCGCAUCUUCCCCGACGAGGCUGGUACCGGCCUCCCGGCUCCCAAGCAGUUUGAGAUCAGCAUGGACUGGAACAUUCAGGCGUUCCUUCCUGCCGAGCUCCAGCCCAUGUUUGAGCGUCGUGUCGCCGACUAUAUCUACGCCCUGUAUACGGCCAAACGCAACGCCACCGACGGCCGUGGUCCGCUCAAGCCGGUUUACAACCUCAACAUUGAAGCGCCGGGCGAGGCGGCUCCUGCACAGACCAACCCGGCAAAGGUGAAGGAGCAAGCUGCCGCCGCCAAGGCAGUGUCCACCACGCUUACCCGCAAGCUCCUGGACGACACGUCAAAGAUCAAGCGCCGCCACGCGACUGCCCAGGCCAACGGUGACGACACUGCGCUCGCGUUCCCCAGGCUUCCGGGCGCGGUCGCGGCCAACCAGAAGACUGAGAACGCGGCCUUGGCGUUUGUCAAGGAUGUGUGCGAGGUGUACUCACUGUCCACCGAUCUCCUUAUCGACGUCCAGGUCCUCCGCCGCAACUUGCUAGACCUCGUCGGUGUCCGCGAGUUUGCCCCCGAAGCCGCGUUCCGCAACCCAGGCGAAAGCCUUACCGUGCCCAUGGUCUCGUGUGGACGCUGCAACGCCAUUCGCGACGUCGACCUCGGCCGUGACCCCGACUGCUUGCCCAGCGUCAACCAGGCAGGCGAGGCCCAGGCCCCACCACGCGACAUGUGGGCGUGCCACAAGUGUGAUGCCGAGUACGACCGUUUCGCGAUCGAGCACCCGCUCAUUGACAUGGUUUCCCGUAUCGUCACCUCGUGGCAGACCCAGGACGUCAUUUGCCAAAAGUGCAGCCAGAGCAAGAGCGAUAACCUGGCCCCCACCUGCCACUGCGGUGGCGCUUUCCGUCCCUCCCUCAACCGCUCCGAGCUCACCAACAAGCUCAAGAUGAUCCAGAGUGUUUCCCAGUACCACAAGCUUACCAUGACCGGCGAGUACGUCGCCGACGUCCUCACCCGCUGGUAA
Messenger RNA from Apiotrichum porosum, 6582 nucleotides. It is a transcript of the gene POL2, whose product is annotated as DNA polymerase epsilon catalytic subunit. Gene Ontology annotation, biological process: DNA replication proofreading; DNA replication; nucleotide-excision repair, DNA gap filling. The record is from RefSeq and is a predicted model, not a curated record. Bases 1 to 6582 code for a protein of 2193 amino acids. Gene Ontology annotation, molecular function: DNA binding; nucleotide binding; zinc ion binding. Lineage: Eukaryota; Fungi; Basidiomycota; Tremellomycetes; Trichosporonales; Trichosporonaceae. The transcript is spliced from 9 exons. Gene Ontology annotation, cellular component: nucleus; epsilon DNA polymerase complex.